CGUGCACCUCCACACACCGCGGGGCCCCUCAGCACAGGCAGGGCGUGCACCUCCACCCAGGCUCCGUACACCCCCCGGGGGCCCCUCAGCACAGCCUGCAGCAUGGCGGGGCUCGCCUCUCCGCUCACAAGAAGAUAGCCCCUUCCCUCUCCGGCGCCUCCUCUAUCAGGGGCGGGAGACAUGCUGCGAGUGAGGAGGAGGCGGGCGCUGUGUACAUGCUGCAGUCCCUACUACUCACCUCAUCAUUCAUUUCCUAGUGGGGGGAGGAAGAGCCGGCACAGGAUGCGGGGCUCUGGGCUCUGGCUGUAUAGACCCCUGUGCCAUUCCUAGGUGCCAGCUGAUGCCCAGCCAGUCCUGCCAGCGGUGACAUGUGACAGCCGAUACUCCGCAAUGUUCCGACAGGUCUGCAGUCGCCUGGCCCCAUUGAAGUGAAUAAUUCUUCAUAUGGACCUGAAAAAACUGAACGGACACGGGGAAAAAAAAUACAUUCAUGUUCAAGAGCCCUAGAUCUGCCAUAGGAGUCACCCUUGCUACCACAUUGCCUUAGUUUCUGUGCCACUUUUAUUUUUUUGAUGGAUAGUGGUACAGCUUUAUUGCCAGUCUCUGCCAAGUUUGAAGUUUACUAUAAAUUUUUGCAUAACCUGGAGGAGGCAGUAAAGAUGAAAUUUUUCGUAACUCGCAAGCUCAAAUGCAGUUUCCUGGAGAAGAAAAUCGCGUGGGAACCCGUACUGUGUAUGUCGGGCAUCGGCCAGCUUCAGAAACAGAUGCUUAUAUUGCGCCUAAAUUCUGUGAUAACCGGAUUGUCUCAUCAAAGUACACCGUGUGGAACUUUAUCCCAAAAAAUCUGUUUGAGCAGUUUAGAAGAAUUGCAAAUUUUUAUUUUCUCAUUAUCUUUUUGGUUCAGGCGAUUGUUGAUACACCAACAAGCCCAGUAACAAGUGGCCUUCCUCUUUUCUUCGUCAUCACAGUUACCGCCAUCAAACAGGGCUUUGAAGACUGGCUCCGACAUCGAGCAGACAAGGAGGUCAAUAAGAGCACAGUGUACAUUAUAGAAAACUGUAAACGAGUCAAGAAAGAGAGUGAGAAGAUUAAGGUUGGUGACAUAGUAGAAGUAAGAGACGAUGAGACCUUCCCAUGUGACCUCAUCCUUCUGUCAUCCAGCUGUGGAGAUGGUACCUGCACAGUUACUACAGCGAGUCUUGACGGAGAGUCUAACGCCAAGACGUAUAUCGCUGUACGGGAAACAUCUGGUUUCUGCAGUGAUGAAGCGGUGGGCAAUCUCAGAGCCACUAUUGAAUGUGAACAGCCCCAGCCCGACCUUUACAAGUUUGUUGGACGAAUGAACAUAUAUGCUAAUCAGGAAGUAAAAGCAAGGUCUUUGGGCCCUGAAAAUUUGCUGCUGAAAGGAGCGACUUUAAAAAAUACAAAGAAGAUUUACGGUGUCGCAGUCUAUACUGGCAUGGAGACCAAAAUGGCUUUGAACUACCAAGGAAAAUCUCAGAAGCGCUCUGCAGUGGAGAAAUCAAUUAAUGCCUUUUUAGUAGUGUAUCUGUUCAUCCUGGUCUCCAAAGCUUCCAUCUGUACCACAUUGAAGUACGUAUGGCAGAACAAUCCUGCCAACGAUGAGCCCUGGUACAAUGAGAAGACUCGCAAGGAGAAGGAGUCAUUCAAGAUAUUAAAGGUCUUUACAGAUUUCCUUUCCUUCAUGGUUCUUUUCAACUUCAUCAUCCCUGUGUCCAUGUACGUCACUGUGGAAAUGCAAAAGUUCUUAGGAUCCUUUUUCAUUUCAUGGGAUAAGGAGAUGUAUGAUGAGGAAAUAAAGGAGGGAGCACUGGUGAACACUUCUGACCUUAAUGAGGAGCUUGGACAGGUGGAGUACGUGUUCACUGACAAGACUGGCACGCUCACAGAAAACUCAAUGGAGUUUAUUGAAUGCUGCAUAGAUGGCUACAAAUACAAGGAGACUGGAGAUGGACUGUCUGUAACCGAUGGGCCUGCUGGAUUCUAUGGGAAAGCUUCUAAGGAUAGAGAGGAGCUGUUCCUGCGAGCGCUCUGUCUGUGCCAUACCGUCCAGAUGAAAGAAGACUGUCAGACUGACGGACCCGUUGCAUCAUCCGAGAGCAAAUGCUCCUACGUCUCCUCUUCUCCCGAUGAAAUCGCUUUAUUGACUGGAGCCAAAAAGUAUGGAUUCACAUAUAUGGGGACUGAAAAUGAUUUCAUGAAGGUGAAAAACCAAAACAAUGAGCUGGAAGUCUACCAGCUUCUUCAUGUGCUGAACUUUGAUCCUGUGAGACGGCGAAUGAGCGUGCUUGUCAGAACGAACACAGGCAAAAUUUUCCUUUUCUGCAAAGGAGCUGACUCUUCGGUGUUUAAUAGAGUGGUGCGGGAUGAGGUCGCGCGCAUUAAGGCUCACGUGGAGCAGAAUGCUAUGGAUGGAUACAGGACUCUCUGUGUAGCAUACAAGGAGCUGGGCAUGGAGGAGUAUGAGAAAGUGCACAAACAGCUGGACGAGGCGACUAUGGCUUUACAAGACAGGGAAGAGAAGCUGGCCCGAGUAUUUGAUGAUAUAGAAGACAGCAUGCACUUACUUGGAGCUACUGCUGUAGAAGACAGACUACAGGAGCAAGCUGCAGAAACCAUUGAGGCUCUCCAUGCGGCCGGCAUGAAGGUCUGGGUGCUAACUGGAGACAAAAUGGAGACGGCAAAGUCCACAUGUUAUGCCUGCCGAUUGUUUCAGAAUACCACUGAACUGCUGGAACUGACGACCAAAAACAUGGAGGAAUGUGAAAGGAAGGAGGAUCGCUUACAAGAGCUUCUCCUGGAGUAUCACCGCAAGCUGGUGCAAGAAGCACCCAAAAUAAAAGGGAGCGUCAAAAGGAGCUGGACAGGAAGCCAGGAUUACGGACUGAUUAUUGACGGCUCCACGCUGUCACUCAUCUUAACUACCAACUGCAGCUCCAGUCCUUAUAAAAACAUCUUUCUCCAGAUCUGCCAGAAGUGUACAGCGAUCUUAUGUUGUCGUAUGGCACCCCUGCAGAAAGCACAGAUUGUUAAAAUGGUGAAAAACAGUAAAGGAAAUCCAAUCACGUUAUCUGUGGGAGAUGGAGCUAAUGAUGUUAGCAUGAUAUUGGAAGCACACGUUGGCAUAGGUAUAAAAGGAAAAGAAGGCCGCCAAGCAGCGAGAAACAGCGACUAUGCCGUGCCAAAAUUCAAGCACUUAAAAAAACUUCUUUUAGCUCACGGCCACUUGUACUACGUCAGGAUAGCGCACCUUGUACAGUAUUUCUUUUAUAAGAACCUGUGCUUCAUCCUGCCACAGUUUUUAUACCAAUUCUUUUGCGGGUUUUCACAACAGCCACUGUAUGAUGCUGCAUAUUUGACCAUGUACAACAUCUGCUUUACCUCUCUACCCAUCCUGGCUUAUAGUUUAUUGGAACAACACAUCAGCAUCCAAACGCUAAUGGAAAAUCCUAAAUUAUAUAUGAGAAUAUCUGAUAACUCAAUGCUGCAGUGGUUGCCUUUUCUGUACUGGACUGCACUGGGAGCUUUUGAAGGACUAGUAUUUUUCUUUGGAGUAUAUUUCCUGUUCGAAAAUCCUUCACUGGAAGGCAAUGGUCAGGUAUUUGGGAACUGGUCUUUUGGAACAAUCGUCUUCACUACAUUAGUGUUUACAGUCACAUUAAAGCUUGCAUUAGAUACUCGAUACUGGACGUGGAUGAAUCAUUUGGUCAUAUGGGGCUCAUUGGCCUUUUACGUCAUCUUCUCCAUAUUUUGGGGAGGAAUCAUUUGGCCGUUCCUCAGACAGCAGAGAAUGUACUUUGUGUUUUCUCACAUGUUGACAUCCGUCUCCGUUUGGCUUGCCAUAAUUCUGCUGAUUUUUAUCAGUCUUUAUCCAGAAAUAUUGUUGAUCGUUGUAAGAAACCUUAAGAAUGCAGGUCAAAAGCAUUUACAGCUCCAGCUGCCUAUGCUGAUAUCCUACAAAAAUGUGGAGAACGGGUGCCUCUCUCGAAUAAGAUUUGAAGAGUACAAGCUGAACCCUUUACUGUCGUCUUUCGACGUAUAUCAGUGAUAUACAUGAAUACACUGUGCAAGGCCAGCAAUACCACUGAGGACGAGGAGUGCUUCUCCUUUGUGAUCUUUAUAUGUUACACACGAGAUCAAAACGUGACUUCCCUUCAGCCAAGAACACAAGACCACCAGAAGAUGCGAGAGGACUCCAUUUUCCGAUUCUUCUACUUUGGCCUUGAAGACUUGUGGAUGUUCAGACAAAGCGUCUGGAUGAACUACCUGCCUAACCCUCUUGGUGCAUGUGCUGUACACAAUAACGUCGCCUUUAUGCAAAACCUUGCACAUCCCUUGAGGAGAUGUGUUCUGCAUUUUUAUAUUCAUGAGAACAUGCAUUUAUAACAGCCGACUAACCGCAUAUUAUUGCACAGGAAUACUUAUCAGUUUGAGUUGUCUUUUUGAUUGGUUUCGUCAUUUUCCUCCACACACUGGCAGGUUUAGUUACGGAAGGUUGUUAUAUUUCAUAUUGCCGUUUUGGGCUUAAUCCUAGCAGGUAUAGCAUUACUGGUGGCUUCCGGCUACACGAGUAAUCACUAUCCAGGAUACGUCCGAUUCCAGUGCAUCCAUCUGUACUUGCAUCGGGGAAUGUAACGUUGUGCAAACCUAUUGCUUCCAUAUGCAGGAAUGAAUGGUACCUGUAGGGGACUUAUCCGUGGGCAUGCAGUUAGUUUACAUUCAGCCAUGCAGACAAAAGUAAACUUCCCCUUUAACUUGUUAAGGGGGUUGUUUGGUAAUGUGGCUUUACCUACAAUGAAUGAUCAGGUGUCUCUGAGGCCGUACCAUGCAGGACUGACAGUCUGGUCCCUGUGUAGAUACAGACAUCCCUACAUAGGAUGCAGGAGGGUCAUUGAGACUCACAGGCACAUACCCAACAACUGCAUUACCUGUCAACCCCUUUAAUGAUAUUAAAGGCUACACAAACAGGCAGCCACAGUGAGGUAUGAUGGUUGUAGCUGGAAAGGAACUCAAACAGAAUGUGCUUUCUACAAUAGUUUUUUUCUAAUAAUUUUUUUAUGUUAUAUUAACACGUAUCUAUAUUGCUUUAAGUCUUAGAUCAUAUUUCUUCCAUAAUUAGUUUUUUGUUCCAGAUUUCCAUCUUUUUACAAUUUUGCAGUAACCAAAAGCAGCGGUCUAAUCAGUUUCUUUGCAAUGCACUGAGGUUUGCUGCAGUUUAUACCGGAGUUAAGAGACGCGGUUCGUUACUGACCGUUUUGAAGAAAAAUAUAGACUAUUUAUUAAAAAAAAAGGGUAUAUUUUUAUAUAGAGUGUCACAAUAGAGCAGUACUAAACAGUAGUAUUUAUUUGACUCAAUUGGCUGCAUAUCGGAAUUAAAUAUAGUCUUCUAUUACACCACGUGUUUUCACUACCAAUCGCACAAUACUUGUGUUUACAUGGGGUCUGUAUCUUUACACUUAUUUUAGUGUAAUGUUUUACCCAUCCAAACCAUUCCAGAUUUUAAUACUAUGUGUAAUAUACAUGCAGGAAUCAGUUUUUUUUUAUUUAUUUUUUUAUUCAGUAUGGAUUUUACAUUUGGACUCAUUUUUAGGUUUCCCUUUUUUAUACGUCACAAUUUCCCAGGUCUGGGGCGAUGCGUCCUGUUCAGAUGCUAGGUGUCAAUGGGCCGUGAAGUAAAGUAAAUGUAUUUGAAAGGACCUUUUUGUUUUUUAAGAGAAAGAGACCUUUUUUUUUUUUUUAAGUGGAUACGUGUAUGAACUGAUGUAAAAGUGAUUGCAAAUAUCUUGUACAAUGCAGUAUUAGUACUCCAUUAUGUUUUUUGUAAUAUAUUUUAUGUCUAGAUUAAAAAGAAAAACAAAAAACAGUGAUAUAGGCAUGUGCAGGGGCCUUCAAUGAUGGAGUGACAUAACUACUAAGAGUCGGGCUCCCAAUAGAAGACUUCAUCCUCAGCUUCAUGGGUGGUGGUUUUCCAGAUGAUUUCAGGCCCUAAAAGGUUCGGGCAAAGCCUGAUCCCUUCAGCUCAUGCGUAGAAAUAUUCAGAGUGUGAUGCUGUAGAUGGUGCUGAUGAGGUCAUGGUGUCUGACAAUGAAAGGCCCUUAUUGUAAUUCUGGCCAUCCCCUUAAAGGGCGGAUCUAAUCUUAGAAGGAACCCCUCAUUAGGAGGAUAGCCUCAACAAGAUUGGGACACGGGCACAACUUCCUAUCGCGCCUGAACAGGCAGUGUCCCUCCCCCAGGUGUACAGCUUGUGUAUCGCCACAGAUUUUUUUACUUUAAUGGUGGCUGCACAUGGUGCGGAUUAUACACGUGUUUUUUUCUGUGCGGGAAAAACUGCAGCAACAGUCCCAGUAAAGUGAAUGAGAUCAGAACAGAAAAUCCUCACUAAAACUGCAAUAAAUGGUGUUUUUUGUGCAGUUUUGAUGCAUAUUUCAUACAUAUUUUCUGCACACAAAUCUGCGCCGUAUGCAGCCGCCGUAAAGGUAAAGGGCUACUCCCAUCACACAAAUUGAUUUGAAUUCCUGGGAACGCCAUUCCAUUCAGUUGACUGGGGUCAUGCUGCAGAUCAAUACAUAAUAUAUUACCGUUGAUGGGGAUGUAGCACUUAGCUAGUGCUGAGACCCCUUCAUUGUCAUGGUUUUCCCACUGCCAGUGAUGGAAAUGCCUAUCAAUAUGCCAUCACUUUGUGGUUUAAAGCAUGGGUUUACCCAAGUCCACUAGUUUAAUAUAGGCAACCCAUUGUACCGAUACCCUAAGCCUUUUUGGUGACGGCUAUAAUUGUCUAUGAAUGGCCUCCUCUCAGUCCCUGGAAGAGAGUUAACGAUUCUGCAGAAGUGCCCCACCUACACACCCCAUUUUAAAUUUGCCACUUAUCCAAAGCUUUGAUCCAGCCACUUGUGCAUAAAUAGACUUAGUUUGGAACCUCAAUGCUAAUUUUACCUGAAUAGUAUAUCAGCUCUUAAUACCAGGACUCCGCAAUGGUAAUUUAUUCUAGCAUUUCUGAGAAACACCUUUGUGACCUGUUUUUUUUGUAAUACAUGAAUAAAUCUAAAGGAUCCAUCCAGUAAAUGAAAAGCCAUAUUUAAUUAGCUUGGAUGCUAAGAUGCACAGUCUAAAGUCUUCAGAGACAGGGACAUUUACAGUUAUUUAGAUCCACCCAGUAAGCUUGUAAUUGAAAGCUUUAUGAUGACAGGUUGGCUGAUUGUGGUCCACUUAGGCUGUGUUCACAUCUGCAUUGGAGGCUCCAUCACAAUAAAUGGAAGAAGUAGCACUGCACGCAGCACAGUUUCUUUCGGUAAACCAUCAGACACCAUGCCGGAACGCGACAAACUGGGGGCCAUUGGUGCCAAUCGCGUGAUAGUUCUCCUAUUGCAUUGAUUACAUUUUCCUGUUCUUGACAAAACUGAAAAACAAAAUUUAGAUGCAGCACAGAUGUUGGACACCGCCUUACUGAAACUUAUUUUCUAGGCAAAAACUCAGAAAUGAAAACUGAUAAAUUCGGACGGCACAAAAAUGUCAUAGAAGAUGGCCAUCUCCAGGGAAAAUAUUGCCAACAUGUUGGUAAUGUUUUUGGCAUUUCUUUUAGCAAAGACAUGCUUAGAUGGAGGUUGACCAGAAAUGUAUUUAUACCAUUGCACAUUUGAAGGCAUAUUUUCUACCCUCAGUGCCUUUAUCAAUCUUGGCGCUAUGCGGUUCUUCUAGAAUUUUACUUUGUACUCAACUCCUGUCAGCAAGCUUACAUUAGGACACCCUGUAGAUCCCUCAAAAAGUGAAUUGUGUCCACUCAUCAACUUCCCGGUUUGUGAAAUUGUGUUACAAAGGGUUAUAUGAUGCACUUCCUUCGCUUGAACAAGCAAAACUUGAACAAGAGCAUGGUGCCUACAGUAUCAGCUGAUUUCCUGAAAGGAACUUGUUCUGUUGUACGGGUUUCUAUCAAAAGUAUCCCUAACAACUUUUGAUUCUGGGAGGCAUCAGUUCAGUAGAAAUCUCUGGUCAUAACCUUGGGAAGGGUUCCUGUAAUUUCACUAAACUUUGUCUCCGUGACAUGUCAGAAGUUUUGAUCUGUGGUGGUCCGAUUGCUGAAAUGAAGAGGCAGAAAAGCUUAGCUGAAAUUGGUGGCCCUUGGACUGUGAUUAGCUUUUUUUUCUUCGAAGAGCCGAGUGGACUCUGUACAAAAAGCUUUCUAUGGAUCCGUCCACUAAAUGUUCGGCUCUGUAAAGAGAACAAAGCUGAUUACAAUAAAAGAGGCAUGCAGAGCACUUCUGCCCCUUUGUUUCAUCGAUUGGUGAAGGUCUCGGCACCUGGACCCCCGCUUAUCAAAACUCAUGAAAUGUCAAAAGUCUAAGGAUAUAUCAGUUACACGUUAAGGAUGACCUCAUUGUCUUCGUAAAAACUACUGCGUAAUAUGGUAUUGAUUUCUACGUCGUACUUUUCUAUUGCUGUACAUUUUUUCAGGAAUGCCCUACAUAUGGCAGUCAGGUGAAAAGUAAAUAGGUUAAUGAUGGAAAUUUCAUCAAAAGGUCAAAACUGCUGGCAACUUAACAAGCCCAAAUGGGGACAUUUACAUGUUCUUUUUGUUGUGUUUUUGUCACUGCUGCCUCGGUCUGCCAUCAUCAGCAGAUAAUCACAAGAGAGAUUUCAUCUGAAGUUGGUGACCGUUUGUCUAUGCAUGUCGUUGUGUGCUGUCUAAGUAUUUGCAAAUGUUCUCCGCCGUGAAUGACUCUUAUUAAAGCCAAGCAUUUAAUCCAAAGUUUGAUUCCAAAGCAGCGUUAUAUACAAAGGCAUGCUGACGUUUCACUAAUUUAAAUUGUUCUCUAACCCGAUCAUUUUGCAUGGGUAUAUAUAUUUUUUUUUUAUUAUGGUAAGAUUUGAUAGCCAGAUUAGAUGUCUAAACGAAGCAUUUUCUAUUGAAAUGUAUGUACAUUUUCUGUUUAGUUGACCAAAAUAACACUGGAUUAUUGUUGUAGAGUGUAAGAUUUGGUUUACAUGCGGCUAAGUGUGUUCUAUACCAGAUCUGGAAGGUCAAUCCUUUUAUACCAAAAAAAAUAAAAAUGAAAAAAUCAAUAGUAUGUCAAAUUGAUUAACACAUAGUGUCACUGGGUGUUUUAUUUAUUACAGCAAAUGAUUUUAUAACUUGGCAUUUAUGUUGCUAUAUAUAGGAGGAGUUGGCUAGCUGCCAUUCAGGUCAUCGGAUAAGGAAGCAUAGAUGCAUAUGCUGCAGUGAUGACCCAUCACUAAGUACCUGCCCCUCCCAAACCAACCCUCAUUUAUAAUGACCUUAUGUUUUCAGGUAGUCAGCUGAAUUGUUCCCUACACCAGGGCCCAUAAUACUUUCAUAGUAUAGUCCCUUGCAAUUAUUCCCUAUUGAUGUGCCUAUGAUAAAGGUUAGUCACUUAGCAUUAUCUAAAAUAUUUCCAAUCUCUUAGUAGAACCCACAGAAUACUGGCCUGUACAAAUGUGACAGUCUCACAUCGAGUUCCAUGGCCCUACACUUCUCUAUACUCUGUCAGUGGUGGCGAACCUAUGGCACGGGUGCAAGAGGGGGCACUCAGAGCCCUCUGUGUGGGCACCUACACCCUGGAAAAAGUUGUACCAAUAUGCCUUAGAGUUUUCCUGCCAUUUAUCAGAGCAGGGUGCGCUAUGAACGGCACAGGCAGCGCACUGAAUGUAGGCAGGCUAUUAUAGCUAAAGUAGAUGUAAGAUAUAAAUGUAUAAAGGGACCCACCCUGACUGGUUAGAUAACUUAUGAAAUGGUGCGGUAAUACAAAAUUAUACAAUAAAUCAGUAUUUGCAGUAUCAAAAAGGUUAGGUAUAUCAGUAUUCCUUGGAAGUAAUGAAUCCCAUACAAUCAGAUAUAGCGUGCAUAUGAAAAUAUCCAGCAGCCACUUACUAGUAUGCGCACUGAGAGGCGCGUCUGUUGCUGUAGCUGGACUCGUUUGCUACCUGUUGCGAUUCUCCUAUUGAUGUCUCUCACAAUAAUGUCUUCUGCUCACCUCGUGGCACGCGCGUAGCUCCUGCCGGUAGCUCGUCCGCGGGGAAGCGAUGUUUACACAUUUAUAUAAGGUUUUUCCUACACAUUGGGUUUUUUGGCAAUUUACCCUUAUUGGAACCCUGCAGCAAGUGAACCCACACAUACAUUUGAACUGUGUGGGUUGAUCCCCUAAUUAGACGGCAGCGCGGUUAUCCUCGCUUGUAAUUAUUUAUUUAGAUGUAAGAUAUAUUAUAUUGGACUGUAGUAUUCAGGUUAAAUUGCCAUGUUGGCACUUUGCGAUAAAAAAGUGGGUUUUGGGUUACAGUUUGGGCACACGCAAACAGCAAAUCUAUACCGACCUGAAUGCACCAAGCUCUUCUUGUGUCAAUCUCUGCAGCUAGAUAUUAUCAGAGAAGCUGGGUUGGAAAGGAUAGCAGUGUUACAUGGAUGAAUGGAGCCAGGAAUUCAGGACUGAAUUGAGGAAUCCUGUUUGUUAUGUGGUUGGGUAGUCUUGAGCCAUAUAAGAAAGGCCAGCAAGCCACAUUUGGCUCCUGUCCUGAUCAAUCGUGUGACCUCCCUGACUGUAAUCUAUUAGCUGCAUUUUAAGGUGUAUUUAAACUGCCCAACUGUCGGGCAGAUUAUUGGGAACGAACCCUCCUGCCCGUCUAAAUGUGCUGAUGAUCACUCGAUAACGAGCAAAACGCUCGUUCAUCGGGUCACCCUGUCUUUCGUGCAGGCACAUCAAUCAUCGUUUCUGGGCAGCAGAUCGUGCGGUCUAAACAGCAUCUGCUGCCCAGAAACAAUGAUUAUGUAUGAGGACAAGUGAUCGCAAUAGCCAUCCCUCAUCCUGUAAAGGAGAUCAGUGCAUGUAAAUUCAGCACUUCACCCCCACUGAACAAGCAGCCAACUGUCCGGUCAAUUGGCUUUCUGGUCGGCAUGUUUAAACCCACCUUAAGUCAUUGGCUACAGAGUAGAAUAUGCUGUUAAGAAGUAUUACUUUGACAACAUAGAUGGCUUAUGGCGGGUUUACAUGAUGCAAUGUACAGCUGAUUGUCGAGAAGAAAGCUUUCCUUUCUGACAGGCAGCUGCUCGUUCAUUUAUAUGCAGUGAUCUCCGUCACAGACAGAGCACGAGGGAUCACUAUUUCGAUCGCCCGUCCUCAUACAGCUGCACUGUUUCUGGGUAAGAAGAUAACUGUUUAGACCACACAAUCUGCUGCCCAGAAGCAAUGAUUGAGGUGCCUGCACAAACGACAGGAUCACCCAAUGAGCAAGCAUUUAUCUCAUUCAUUGGGUGAUCGGCAACAUAUUUACUCAGGCAGAUCGUUCGUUCCCAAUAAUCUGCCCGAUAUUCGUGCCGUGUAAAUCCACCUUUAUAGUUUUGCCAAGGAAAUUGGCAAGUCUUUGUUUUUGGUGGUUCUUGAUGCAACUGUGAAAUAAAGAUAUAAUCGGCUCUGUUCCCAUCAAAUAGCAAAGGUGGGAUCACUGACGCACCCUUAUGGAAGCAAUGAUCCUGUCGCAUGAACCAAUAUUUAUAUGAAGACACUAAUGAUCUGUAGAUAGUAAAAAUACGAGGGACACUAGAUAAACAUAGCGGCCACAUACAAGGACAUACAGAUAUGGCAAAUGUUAAUUUGACACUUAAAGUGUUAAAUACACAGUUGAAGCAUAAUGUAAACUAACACUUAACAAAAGCUAUUGGAAAAGGUAGGUUUAAAGUUCUGCAACUGUGUUAAUUGUCAAGGCAGGGUUUGCUACAUCUGUAUUUCUUAAAUCUUCAUCAAUGAAUGAGCAUGAAAAGGGUCAGUAAUGCUUCUAAAGAUGACCCUGCAUAGUGAAUGUCCCAAAAACACUUUUAUAGAAGGUUAAAAAUCUAGUUUCAGACUCUGGUCUGAUCAUUUAAGCAUUGCAUUGUUUCUGAUUGAUGAGGGUCCUACUGCCACGACCGCCACCAAUCCUGGGAUCGAUGAGGCCACAGCUCCACUUUAGCACUACAUCUCCUUUGUAGGAGUGCCAUUGUGCAGCCAGAACAGAUGCAUUCAGGAAAAUGGGUCAGCUGCAUUCGGGUUAGCCGAGCGCGGUAUGCUCCCAUUCACUUGUAUGGGAGCAGCGCUUAGUGGUGGACAGACCCCGGGAAACCCGCGGUCCUCCAGCCACAGCUCUCCCUGCUCCGUUCUCCUUGUAGGUGCCGGUCCCAGAGGUGGGACCCGCACCUAUCAAACAAUGAUCCUAGCGAUAUUCCCCCAUUGUAUGUGAUGGGAAUACCCCUUUAAAUUUCAUAUCAUUUUUACAUUAAGUAAACUGCAUGGUUGUUACUGUGUGAACAUCCUUUGAAAAGGAAAGAUGACUGCUAAUAUUUUUUUAUAAGGCUUAUGAAGAUCUCAAAUUAAGAAUGGCCUGUUUUUAUAUUAUAUGCUGCAUCCAUUGAAUGUAAAUUUACAAUUUUGUAAUGCUUGAGUUGAAACCCAUCAUCUUCUUGCAAGCUAUUUUAUAUUGAUGUUAGUUGCAAUAAAAAUGCUUAUUUCAUA
Messenger RNA from Bufo gargarizans (Asiatic toad), 12512 nucleotides. It is a transcript of the gene ATP11C, whose product is annotated as ATPase phospholipid transporting 11C. Gene Ontology annotation, cellular component: recycling endosome; plasma membrane; endoplasmic reticulum. The record is from RefSeq and is a predicted model, not a curated record. Gene Ontology annotation, biological process: phospholipid translocation. The transcript has 30 exons. The coding region runs from base 689 to 4069 and encodes 1126 amino acids. NCBI's taxonomy places the organism in Eukaryota, Metazoa, Chordata, Amphibia, Anura, Bufonidae. Gene Ontology annotation, molecular function: ATPase-coupled intramembrane lipid carrier activity; ATP hydrolysis activity; ATP binding.